AUGCCUGGCCUUGUGUCGGCCGCGGGCGUGAUCGGCUAUCUCGCUGAGCCAGAACCAGAGAUCAAAGCAUGGGCACUGAAGCAAUUGCAUGACGAGGUCGACCUGCUAUGGCCAGAGAUUGCCGACUCCGUGGGCGACAUCGAAGCACUCUACGAAGAUGAAUCGUUUCCCGAACGCAAUCUCGCCGCCAUCGUUGCCGCGAAGGUCUACUACCACCUCCAAGACUAUGGCGAGAGCAUGGCCUUUGCUCUUGAUGCCGGCAAGUACUUCAAGCUGAACGAUGGCGCCACUUUCGAGGAGACGAUCAUCGGCAAAUGCGUCGACACCUGGAUUGCCCUUUCCGCCUCCAAAGAUCCCACGCUCGUCGCCGCAUCCAACGCCACCCUUCCCGAACUUGACACACAAUUUUCUGGUGCAGACGGUGGCGCUGCCACGCUCUCUGCCAGCUUAACAUCGCCAGUCACACCCUUCUCGCAGUCUGCGCUGCCCUCGAAGUCCCUGCUGUCUCGUCAAAACACGGUCGUUUCGUUAGAGCAGGGUGCUGUCAUCGAGGGUGACGAGAACAAGGGCUCGCCAGAGGAGAUCAUCCAACAGCGAGGAUUGCAAAAACAACUCAACGGUAUCAUCGAGAGACUGUUCGAGCAAUGCUUCGCCGAGAAACGUUAUCGUCAGGUUAUCGGCAUUGCUGUUGAGGCUCGAAACCUGGAGGUCCUUCGACGAGUCAUUCUGCGCGCUGCGAAAGAUGAACAGAAAGAGGAUGGCGGUGUGACAAAGCACGGCGAAGAGCUGAUGGAAUACGUGCUCGAAAUCUGCAUGAGUGUUGUACAAGAGCGUGGUCUACGGAACGAGAUCCUCAAGCUGAUUCUGGAGCUACUCAACGACAUUCCUUCUCCCGACUACUUUGCCAUUGCCAAAUGCGUUGUCUACCUCGAUCAACAUUCCAUGGCAUCAGACAUCCUCAAGCAACUAGUUGAGAAAGGCGAUCCUCGGUCACUAGCUGUUGCCUACCAGAUAUCUUUCGAUUUAUACGAUAACAGCACACAGGAGUUCCUGAGGAAGGUCCGGGAGGAGUUGACCGUACUCGUUCCUGAUGAGACUGAUGAGAACGCGCCUCCGUCGUACACGGCCGCAACUGAGGAUCCCAACGAGCAGUUACAGCAAGAGCUCCAGGAUUCAGCUGGCACGCCUGCACCAACCAAGACUGAUGUCAAGCCCGAAGUCAAGGAAGCCGUCCAGUCGAUCAAGGAUAUCCUUGAUGGCCUCAAGUCGAUACACUUGAACAUCGAAUUUCUCAACAAGUCCAAUCGGGUUGAUCUGACAGUACUCAACAAGGUCAAGGACAGUCUGGAAGCUCGUAACUCGAUUUACCAUACCGCGGUAACGCUGUGUACAGGUUUCAUGCACGCAAAGACCGCCAACGACGACUUCUUCAGACAGAAUCUGGAAUGGCUCGGCAAGGCUGUCAAUUGGUCCAAGUUUACGGCAACAGCUGCGUUAGGCGUGAUUCAUCAAGGCAAUGUCAACCAGGUCGACAGACUGCUCAAUCCCUAUCUCCCGAAGCGCUCAGCAGCAGGUCCCCCCUCUACCAGCUCUCCAUAUAGCCAGGGCGGCUCACUGUACGCUUACGGUCUUGUCUGUGCCAACCAUAAGGGCAAGGCCGUUGAAUACAUCCGAUCGGCUUUCAAGGAUGCCACCGAAGAAGUCAUUCUUCACGGCGGCGCUCUCGGUCUUGGUGUCGCUGGUAUGGCUUCGGGAGACGAGUCUCUAUACGAUGACCUAAAGAAUGUGCUUUACACCGAUUCGGCCAUUAAUGGUGAAGCCGUUGGUCUCGCGAUGGGUCUCGUCAUGCUCGGCUCUGGCAACACCAAACAACUUGAAGACAUGAUUCAGUACGCUCGGGAAACUCAGCAUGACAAGAUCAUCCGAGGGCUCGCCAUCGGUAUGGCUAUGAUCAUGUACGGCCGGCAAGAGGGUGCUGAUAUCCUAAUCAAUGGCUUGCUUGGGGACGCAGACCCGCAUUUGCGAUAUGGUGGUAUCCUUACUAUCGCCAUGGCUUAUGUUGGCACUGGAAGCAACAAGGCUGUUCGAAAGCUUCUUCAUACCGCCGUCAGCGAUGUCAGUGACGAUGUUCGACGCAUCGCCGUGCUGAGUUUGGGUUUCAUUCUCUUCCGCAAGCACACCAGUGUGCCGCGCAUGGUUGAGCUCCUGGCCGAGUCCUACAACCCACACGUCAGAUAUGGUGCAGCCAUGGCUCUUGGUAUCUCUUGUGCCGGGACUGGUCUUGACGAGGCCAUCGAUCUGCUUGAACCGAUGCUCAAAGACCCUACCGACUUCGUUCGUCAAGGAGCUCUGAUAGCAUUAUCGAUGAUCAUGGUACAACAGAACGAGGCGAUGAAUCCUAAGGUCAGCACUAUCCGCAAGACGAUGCUGAAGAUGAUCUCAGACCGACACGAAGACGCCAUGUGCAAGUUCGGUGAUGCUAUGGCGAUGGGCAUCAUCGACGCUGGUGGACGCAACUGCACGAUCUCGCUUCAGACACAGACUGGCAAUCUCAACCUGCCAGGUAUCGUGGGUGCUGUCGUCUUCACACAGUAUUGGUACUGGCAUCCGCUUGCUCAUUUCUUAUCACUUUCCUUCACACCGACAGCAGUCAUUGGAGUGGACCAGAAGCUUGAUGUACCUGUCUACAAAUUCCACAGCAAUACCCGCCCGAGCAUGUUUGACUACCCACCGGAGCAGACUGCUAAGGUUGAUGAGGCACCAGAGAAGGUCAAGACUGCUGUUCUUUCUACCACAGCCCAAGCCAAGCGCCGACAGGCAAAGAAAGCGAAAGACGAGAAAGGCGACUCCAUGGACGUCGACACCGCCACUCCUGUCACGCCUAAGGUCGAGAAGUCCGAAGAUGCAGCCAAGCUGGAGUCUGAGGAGGCAAAGGACGACGAAGCUGCCAAGAAGGAGGAAGGCGAAAAGCCUGAGAAGAAGAAACGGGUCGAGAAGGAGAAGGUCGGCUAUGAGAUCUCAAACAUGUCUCGUGUUCUACCAGGCCAGCUCAAGUACCUCUCCUUCCCCGAUAAGCGAUGGCAACCAGUCAAGAAGCCGAUUACGGGUGGUGUCAUGGUUGUCCUCGACACUCAGCCCGACUCCGAUAGAGAGAUCGUUCCUCUCACCGACGAGGAAGGCGCGGAAGAGGCGCCCGUACCGCGAGAGUUCGACUACGAGUCCGAGAGUGAGCAUAAUGGGGAUCCGGACGAUAUGGAGGAUUGA
Messenger RNA from Cyphellophora attinorum, 3264 nucleotides. RefSeq names its product 26S proteasome regulatory subunit rpn2. The transcript has 3 exons. Gene Ontology annotation, biological process: regulation of protein catabolic process; proteasome-mediated ubiquitin-dependent protein catabolic process. Gene Ontology annotation, cellular component: proteasome regulatory particle, base subcomplex; proteasome complex; proteasome storage granule. The coding region runs from base 1 to 3264 and encodes 1087 amino acids. The record is from RefSeq and is a predicted model, not a curated record. Gene Ontology annotation, molecular function: enzyme regulator activity. Lineage: Eukaryota; Fungi; Ascomycota; Eurotiomycetes; Chaetothyriales; Cyphellophoraceae.